AUAAAUGUAAUACUUGCCUUACUUACCAAUACACUCCUGUCCACACUACUUGUACUCAUCGCAUUCUGAUUACCCCAACUAAACAUCUAUGCAGAAAAAGCAAGCCCCUAUGAGUGCGGAUUUGAUCCUAUAGGGUCCGCCCGCCUACCCUUCUCCAUAAAAUUCUUCCUGGUAGCCAUUACAUUCUUGCUAUUUGAUCUAGAAAUUGCACUACUACUCCCCCUUCCCUGAGCCUCACAAACAGACAAACUACCAACCAUACUCACUAUAGCCCUUCUACUAAUCUCAUUACUAGCCGCAAGCCUAGCCUACGAAUGAACCCAAAAAGGACUAGAAUGAACUGAAUA
Molecule: messenger RNA, 347 nt
Organism: Felis catus (domestic cat)
Lineage: Eukaryota; Metazoa; Chordata; Mammalia; Carnivora; Felidae
Source: the annotation of a RefSeq genome assembly